Stereum hirsutum FP-91666 SS1 is the source of this 3061-nucleotide messenger RNA. RefSeq lists its product as uncharacterized. The transcript has 5 exons. NCBI's taxonomy places the organism in Eukaryota, Fungi, Basidiomycota, Agaricomycetes, Russulales, Stereaceae. The record is from RefSeq and is a predicted model, not a curated record. Bases 7 to 1815 code for a protein of 602 amino acids.
GUCGCGAUGAGCGCUCCUCCCCAGACGGCCACUCUCUCCUUCUCAGAGACGUCGACGCCGACGGGCUCGAUGCAGCUCGAAUCGGCCGCGGGUCCGUCCAGCGCGCAGACACCCACUCCCACCAAGGCAGGCGUUCAAACGCGCCAGAAGCGCAUCCUUCCUGCCCGCUCGCGUAGAGGUGGACCCGGCGUGGGCAGCUGCGAUGCGGACGUGAUGAUAAUCGAUACUCUGAAGCGACAACACGAGAGCGAGCCCCUUAUCCCUGCGGACACACCCCUUUUGCUCACCACGAAAUCUUCGCUCGUGCCUGCCUCGUCUGAAGCUGGCGAUGUCAGCUUCGAGAUGCAGUUGAACACGUCCGCGUACGAACGAUACUUCGAUAAGCCAGAGGUCUUGAAGGCCUAUAGGGAGCAGCAAGUCAUCCAGACGCCAGAGUUUCAUCUCUUGCCGGUACAUGAGGCGGUGGGUGGGAGAUUCAGGCCAAGGAUUACUGAAGACGACGGUGCGGACACGUCGGACGCGGUCUACGAGAAGAGGCACCGCAAAUACGAGACGUUCGAAAAACGGCAGAGGCUCCGCGAGAAGGAGAAGCUCCAACACGAGCACUAUAAGCUCAAGGAGCGGAUAGACCAGCUUCGAUCUAUGGACGUCACCGCAUUUCUCACCCUGCCCGCCUCUUCCUUCGCUGCCAACCCAAAGCACUCCCAGGCUAGUGCUCCAGAGGCCGAAGACCAUCCUACAUCCCUGACGCACAACUCUACCAGUCUUCAAGAGGGCGAACGCCGGAAGAUGGCCAUGCUGACUGCAGCCGAGGGUCUGGAGAAGCGAUACCGGACGCUCCUUGAUCCAGAACAAAAGCGCUCCAACAGGGAGAAAUCGAGACAACAAAGCACCGACACAAACUCUGCUGCUGCUUCUACUCAAGCUGCCGCCCGAGAGGCGGAAGAGGCCGCCUCUCAGGCUGGCGAACACGACCGUGGCACCUCCAAGGACCGUAGUGCAUCAAUAAAGCUCCUCAUCAAGGUCCCCACAAAAUUUCCCUCCCUAGCGACUCCUCGGCCUUCAGCACCACCUCCACACAAACAAUCCUCCUCACAACCUCCAGCCCCAAAGGGUGCACAGCCGCGCGCCCAUAAGGCGCAUGUCUCUUCGUCACUAGCUUCGGGAGCCGUCCGGUCUCCUUCCACACACCCUCCACCAGCACCAGCACCAGCUUCGCGCCACACAUUUAUAUCGCAGAACAUGGCUUCAUCGGCCGCCAACCACUCAGCAUCCGCGCCUCCCCUUAUCCGGGUCGAUAAUCGUCAGCGUGGGCCCAACGGCAGGUUUCUUCCUAGACCCGAACCGUCACCUGGCACGCCCAACUCUCGUCCCAAGAAACGACAGCGUAUCGAGGGGGAGGAGGAAUCGCCAUCGGCACCUCCACUAUCGCGCUCUCAUCAUGCCGUACAUCCUCGAGCUCCUCCGCAAUCGCUGCUUUUGCUGGCAGCUAUGCGGAGUGCGGAGGCGCCUUCUGCCCGGAAGACACAGAGGAAUGUGACGGCGUUUGGGUACAAGGUCCCUCCCGAGCUGGAACGGGUUUAUGACUUUGAUCUACCGUGGUGGGCUUUACCAGGAAGCUCGCUCGAGUCGGACUACGAACCAGAUUCUGAUCACGAUCAAGACUACGAUUACGGACAACACCACCAGCAAGAGCAGCAGGGGCAAGAGGAGGAAUCGUCGGUAACAUACGUCAGGUCUGAUAACGGGGAGGAAGAGAUGCCGGAGGUUGAGAGCGACGAAGAGGAGGUGGAUCAACUUGAGGGUGAUGCCUAGGGCUGGUCAUUGACCGUAGUCGACAUCUCCCCCUUAUUCUUGCUGUGUUUUGGUUUUCCAGAUUGAUGUAUACUUAUUUGCGUUUUUUGUUUCUUCGAUCGCAUGCUUUUCCUUUCACCGGUUAGACAGAUGUAGCAGGGAGUGUGUGCCUGAGAAUUUACGCUGCAGGGCAAGGAAAUGACGGGAAAUAUGACAACUAAAAAGCCUGCCUACUCAUUGCUUCGCCUGCACCGCCUGCACCUUCCUCGGCUUGACUAGGCCCUCAAUGACACCAAGCACUAGCUUCCUAUCCGGGGGACUCAAAUCCUUCUUCAACGCAUACCGAGCAUACCGCACCGGGCCCACGGUAUGGCGGGUCGCCUUGCGGAUGGGCGAGUAGCGAGAAUAAUCCCCAGCGAAACGUUCCAAAGUCUGUCGCACCUGGAUCCUCCGAAGAGAAGGUAUCGUGGUGGCGACAGUCGAGGGCUUUUUCUUGGGUUUCGUAGCCUUCGCGGCGACCUUGGUUUCAUCUGGGGUGGUGGUGGUGGUGGCGGCGGCGGCGGCAGGAGAGGCGCGCUGAACACCGAAGAGGCUGCCGAGGUCGGUAGACGCGAUCGUCAUGUUUUUGGCGAUAGACUCUUCUCGUGCGAGGCGUUCAGCCUCACGAGCCUCACGGCGGGACUGCUGGCGGGAUGUUUUCGCUUCGUCGGCUGUGGCCCUGCGUUUGGGUCGAGCAAUGUCUGCGGAGGGCUUCGCCGACGAUGAUUGAGCUUGUGUGGCCGAGGGUGACGCUCCUUUCGUUACAGAGUCGAGGAAGGAGGAUGACGAGGGGGGUGAUGGUUCGGGUGUGUGUGGCAUUUGUUGCUGCCUCCGCCAGAGACGAUCACUGAGGGACGAUUGGACAACACCGUCCGUCCAACCGAAGGUAGCAGGUGUGGGCGUUCGUUGAGGAGUCUUAUCGACCAGAUUGAACCUUCUGGAGCCUGCAUUUUGGUUGGACGAUUUGUUAGAGUAGUCAGAGUUAUUAGGUGACCGAGAGCGGGCCGAUUGGAAAACAAACUUAGGGGCGUUGUAGAUAGGGACACCAGCAAAGCUGCUCGCAGCCAGACGAGCAGAAAGAGAGGAUUUCGGGGCCUCGCUCGGUUCAGCCUGUGUUGAAGGCUCGGCGUCUGUGCUCUGUUCGAGCCUCGGCGCUGUUGUGGACAGCGAGCGCAGGGUGCACCGGCGGGCAAGUUGGUUUUGCGAGUGGCGAAGGACGAGCAUGAUG